Messenger RNA from Galendromus occidentalis (western predatory mite), 23553 nucleotides. RefSeq names its product dystonin-like protein short stop (gene shot). NCBI's taxonomy places the organism in Eukaryota, Metazoa, Arthropoda, Arachnida, Mesostigmata, Phytoseiidae. Gene Ontology annotation, molecular function: calcium ion binding; microtubule binding; structural molecule activity. The record is from RefSeq and is a predicted model, not a curated record. Gene Ontology annotation, cellular component: cytoplasm; hemidesmosome; cytoskeleton. Gene Ontology annotation, biological process: wound healing; intermediate filament cytoskeleton organization; cytoplasmic microtubule organization.
UAUCGUUUCGAAGAGUACAAACAAGGUGGACGAUACACUGUAGUACAAGAGACCACGUCCGCUUCGACAAUUGAUGAAACGAACGGUCCAAAACUACAACAGUACGAAAACUCGCUCAACAAAUUCAAAGAUGAGCGAGACGCUAUCCAGAAGAAAACCUUCACCAAGUGGGUCAACAAGCAUCUUGUCAAGGCGGGUCGUCGGGUGGACGAUCUUUUCGAAGACCUCAAGGAUGGCCACAGCCUGCUAUCUCUCUUGGAAGUACUUUCCGGAGAAUUCCUCUCGAGGGAAAAGGGUCGUAUGCGGUUUCAUCAGUUGCAGAAUGUCGAGUCGGUGCUGAACUUCCUGCGUUCGAAAAAUGUGAAGACAGUCAACAUUCGACCGGAGGACAUCGUCGAUGGUAACCCAAAACUCACACUCGGACUGAUCUGGACGAUCAUCCUGCAUUUCCAGAUUUCCGACAUAACUUUCAACCAGAACAAUGAGGUACUAACGAGCCGCGAGGCUCUCCUUCGAUGGGCUCAACGGACGACCCAGGGAUACCCAGGCGUCAAAGUUCGGGACUUCACGUCUUCCUGGAGAGACGGUCUCGCCUUCAACGCCAUCAUCCACAGAAAUCGUCCCGACCUCAUCGAUUGGCACUCCCUGUCCCGACACGAAGUACGUGAAAACCUGGAGAACGUAUUCAACGUGUCCGAACGGGAGCUCGGUGUCACUCGUCUACUGGACCCCGAGGAUGUCGAUACGCCUCAUCCCGACGAGAAAUCUCUCAUCACCUACCUGUCAUCGCUGUACAACGUUUUCCCCGAGCCGGCUACGCGCAAUCCUUUCGAAGACGAGAAGCAACGUGUCAUCGACGAGUAUCGUGAUCUCUCGUCGUCGCUGCUAUUGUGGCUGAAGCAGAACGUUCCCCGUCUCCAGAACCGAAGCUUCCCCGACCGGAUCGAAGAGGUUAAGCAAUUGUACCAAGACAAUGCCACCUUCAGAUCCAUUGAGAUCCCACCCCGUCUCAGCGAGAAACAACGCCUGCAGAGCCUUUGGAAAGAUAUGCAGAAGAUGAUGCGCGAGAAUCGCGUACAGAUGGAUGACCAGCUCCGUUAUGAUUACCUGGACACCCAGUGGAAGAAAAUGCUUCACGCCCACGAGGACCGUGAUCGCGCACUACAGGAUGAAAUCACCAGACUCGAGAAACUCGAACGGCUCGCCGAAAAGGUCCAGCGUGAAGUUCGAACCACUGAUGGGAAAUUGGACGAUAUCGAGGCCAGAAUCAGGGAAGUCGAAAAAGAUCUUCCUCGACUCCGGCCCGAAGAAGCGAAGAGAACGUGCGAGGUUUUCGAACGAGACCUCAGAAGGAUCGAAGAAACCAUUCGCAUGCUCUUCAAAGACGUCCAGGUGCUCAUGGACGGCAGAUACUACCGUUCAAGAGAACUGCACAGGCUGGUUCAAAACCUGCAACAGAAAUGGGACAACGUACGAAUCUCAUACGAACGACGUCUCAUCGAUGCUCUCAACAAUCGACAGUACAAGGUCGAAGAGAAGAAGGUCGUCAAGGAACGACAAGUGUUCUCCGAAGCUCGACUCUUGGAAACUAACGAUGCUUUCAAGUUCCUACAACAAUGCAUCGAGUGGGUCAAGGAGAAAUUGAAAUAUCUCGAGGAGGCCGAAUACGGAAACGACCUCCCCUCAAUCCAAUCGCUCGUCUCCGAGCACAGGACCGAACAGAAGCUCAUCGACCAGUUCCAGAAGAACAUCGAUACGUGCGUCUCGCGCAAGAAGCACUUCCAGGGCCAAGAGCUCGAUUUCUAUUCGAGAUUGCUGGCUCAGCUCGAGCGAGGCUACUCCGACGUCGUCGUGCAAUCGAACAAACGCAUGUCCGAUCUCGACACGUUGCUCGAGUUCGUGAAACGAGUUCACGAGGAGAUGAUGUGGCUCAACGAACGCGAAGAUAUCGAAAUCAGUCGGGAUUGGGCCGCGGCCAACAUCAAUCUCGUUGAGGUCGAAGCUCACCAGACAUCGCUCUGCCACCAGAUGGAAGGCCGCGAGUCGCAGUUCAACUCGGUCCUCGACCAGGGUAACAGUCUGAUCCGUCAACGCCAUCCGGCUCAUAAGACCAUCGAUCAUUUCCUUUCGGCGAUGCACUCGAGCUGGAGCUGGAUGGUUGAGCUGAUCCACGCGCUCCAAAUCCAUUUGCGUCACACCCAGGACCACCAGCGCUUCUUCCGCGAGGCCAAGGAGUGCGAGCAGUGGAUGCAGACGAUCGAGGAGCGUCUGAACUCGACGUUCUCGCGAACGGUGUUCUCAAUCGACGAGGGCGAGCGUCUUCUGAAGCAAAUGAACGACAUGCGAGAGGACGUUUCGCGUUAUUCGUCGAUUGUCAACUCUCUGAUCGAUCGCUCGAAGGACAUUUAUCCUCUCAAGCAACGACGCCAGCCCCUUCCGAGACCUCUGCGCGUCAACGCCGUCUGCAACUACAACCAAGGCAACAUGCAGAUCUACAAGAACGAGCAGUGCUGGCUGCACGACAACAGUCAGAGACAGAGGUGGAAGAUCAUCAACCAGAAAGGCGCCGAAGGUCUCGUGCCCGGCGUCGUUUUCGCCAUUCCGCCGCCGAACCCCGAGGCGAUCGACCUCGCAGAGAGUCUCAAGCGCAAGUACGAGGCGCUCAUCAAACUCUGGACGAAGAAGCAACACAAACUCCGUCUGAACAUGAUCUUCGCCACAAUCAACAUCGUCAAGGGCUGGGACCUGAAGACGUUCAAGGCGAUGGAACCCUCGCAGAGGGAAAGCAUCAUUAGGGCGCUCAACGACGAUGCCGAUAAACUCCUCGCCGAGGGAGACAAGAACGAUCCUGACAUGAAACGUCUGCGAGAUGAAAUCAAGUACAUCAACAAACUCUAUCAGGAUCUUCUGCGUCAGCUCAAAGAAGAAGAGGCCGAGAACUCGCCGAACUCACCGGCGAGGCGCUUCCAGGAGACGUCGAACAACCUCGACCAGGUUCUCCGGGAAAAGGAGCGAAUCCUCACCCAGCGACUCAAUGAUCCGAUCCCGCGCGACCUCGACGCCCUGGACGAGCUUCACUCCCAGCACAAGGACUUCGAACGCGACCUCGGCAGCUACGAGGGAAUGAUCGCCGAAAUGAAGGUCGCCUUCAAGCAGAUGACCAAGAAAACUCCCACUCACCAGGACAAACACGACCGUAUCGUCGCGCUCUGGGACAAACUCUGGACUCUCUGCAGGGCCUACGCCGAAAGGUUCAAGGCCGUAGAGCUCGCCAUUACCUCUCUGAAGGAAGCGACUCAAGCCGUGUCCAACGUUGAGAUCUCUCUGGCUUCUUACGAAAACCUGCCUCAGGAUGAAGAAGCUCUCAGAAAGAUUCACGAGGAUUUGCUCGCCAUCCAACUUGAAAUGCAACAACAGCAGCCCCUCUUCGACCAAUUGGUCACCAACGUGACCCUCGCGAAGAAAGUCACCGAAAAAUCUCGGCAGAACGUCUACACGCACCCCGAUCUGCGGAAACUCGACGACGAUACCAAGAGGGUGUUGAAACGCUGGAGCGACGCGUUGAAUCAGAUCGCUGAGAGGCUUCGUAGCUGCGAAGCUGCCUCAGAGAUGCUGAGGGCCUACAGGAAUAAGAUGGAUGACGAGAAGCAAUGGGCAAACCAAAUGACAAUUAAGGUGAACACCAUCAAAGAAGUGAAAAGCUCUCGCGACGCGGAGCGCGAGUAUCAGCUAGCCUUGUCGCUAUUUACAACCCUCACGGAAAGGAAGCCUAUCCUUGAGGAUCUUAACCUCGUGGGCGGCCGCUACAUUCGUGAGGCGAAGAUCUACGAUCUCAGAAACAAAAACUACCGGGAAAGUCUUGAGGACGCCCAUCCUAGUCUAGAUGCUAGUCUCAAACAAAGAAGAGGAUUGCCAGGAGCGAACGGAGCCGACGUGGUCGAGACAGAGCUCGACCAAGCCAACGCUGAGUACCGACAAACCGGAGAAAAAUUGAGUUCGCUUCUGCAUAGCAUGCAGAAGUACUUCACCAGUGAGGAAAGGCACAAGGUAGACUCCGAACAACUACUGAGAGGUACCCCCGACGUACCACCGGUUCCUAGCAUUGUGACCUAUCAGCAGCUCCAACAACAAAAGUGGCAAUCGCCCCAGGAGCCCACGGCUCCGGUUCCGUCGUCGUCCUCAGCGACGACGACGACGACAACCUCUGCCUCUGAAAAGUCGACGUCGCCUUCCGAAAUGGAAUUGGGAGACUCGACCCUAAGAGGGUCGUCACUGACGAUUACCGAAGUCAAGUCGACGAAGCUCAUUAAAACUCACGAAGACAAUCCCAACGCGGACUUCCUCGCUAGGACCGCCCUCAAGGACACUCGCAGUGACCAGAGGGUUCCUCUUUGCGUGGCGUUGCGUUGCGGGAUCAUCGAUGCCAAAUCAGGUAAAUUCGUUGACACCAAAACCGGCAAACUGCUGAGCGCAGAAGACGCUCUCGCAAGCGGUCUGGUGAAUCAGCAGUACCUGGACGUGUUGCAAGCGCCUUGCGGUCUCGUCGAUACGAAGACGCGGCAGGAGCUCACGUUGUUCGAUGCGAUUCGUUUCAAUUUCUACGAUCCGCAUAAACAGACUCUACUCGACUCGAAGGGCAAUCCGAUCUCGGUUCAGAAAGCCGUCCAGAGCGGCCUUCUCCGCGAUCCAGAAUUGAUGGUUAAGAAAUUGAAGCUCAUCCGGGUGACACGACUCAGCAUCACGGAAGCGUUCGACGCCGGUCUAUUAAACCCCAAGGACAGUCGGGUAACAGACCCGAUGACUGGCGAAAGCUACAGCAUCGAUGAGGCGUUCGAUAGGAAACUGAUCGAGCCGAAACGAGAGAACGACGAAGGCUUGACGCUAACGUACGCCCUCGAUCGAGGCAUGGUCGACGACAAGGGACGUCUCACGGACAACUGUUCCGGCGGUGUGUACGACCUCAACGAGGCGUUGACCCGCGGCGUUCUGUGCUCGGAGACGCGCGAGGUCGUCAACAAAAAGUCCGGGAAAGUUGUCAGUGUACCAACCGCUAUUCGGGAAGGCGUCAUCAACGUCCGUAAUGGCCAGUACGUCGACGAGCAGACCCGAGAACGGCUCUCGCUCGGCGGAGCGCGGAAACGCGGUCUCAUUUCGCCGUCACUGACGUUGAAGGACGCCGAGUCCCAGGACCUCCUGGACGAGUCCGGGACCAUUCUGAACCCCUAUUCGAACAAGAGGAUCAGUCUGCUCGAAGCGGUCUCCCUCGGUUUGUUGGACGCUAACAUCAAAUGCAUUCUCCAUCCGAUCAGUCAGGAAGCGAUGUCGUUGAGCGAAGCCAUGCACCAGGGCAUCAUAACCCCCGACGGGAAAUUUGUAAACCCGCGAACUCACGAAACCAUGAGCAUUGUCGAAGCCGUUCACCGAGGCCUGAUCUCGUCGGUGAGCCAGAAGAUGAUCUUCGAGGUCGAGGGUUUCCAGGACACCAAGACCGGGGACAACAUCAGUUUCAAUCAGGCUGUUCACCAGGGUAUCAUCAACUUGAAGAACAGGACCUUCAAGGACACCAAAACCAAUCGGACGAUGCCGCUCCGAGAAGCUCUGAAUAAAAAGCUCAUCCUCGAUCAAGUUUACGAAAUGCUCACGAAACCGAUCGGUCUCAAGGACGACAACGGACAGGAAAUCACCCUGCUCGAAGCCGUUUUCACCCGUCGCGUAGACCACAAAACCGGUCAGCUGCGUCAUCCCAAGACCUUGAUGCCGAUCUCGUUGCGGGACGGUGUCAAGGAGGGCAUCAUAAGCCCUGAGGGCGCCGCUCUCCUCCGAGGUCUGCUCCGGAUAACGGUCAGCACGGCGACCGUGACGAAAACGAUCACGCGUUACGUCACCGUUCAGUCGAAGGCCGGAUCCGCCGAAGUCGGAAUCUCGUUCCAGGAAGCCGUUCGGAAGGGACUGAUCAACGAAAACAACGCGACGUUCAAGCACCCGAAGAGCGGCAAAGUCGUCAGUCUCGAAGAGGCCAUCAACGACGGACUUCUGGUUCUCUCCGCCGAAGGCACUCGCGACCUCAAGGCUGUCCAGGCCAUUCUCAACACCAAGACCAAAACGCGGGUGGUGACGACGGAACGCGAGAUGAGAGAAGUGAUUGAGAAAUCGAGGUCGAGGAGUAGCUCACCGACAAAGCCUCAGCACCAGCUGAAGGCGGAGUCCAAAAUCGAAGUCAGCCCUUCGGGGAGCUCAGUCAGAACUAGUCUUGGCGGGACCGGUACGUCCAAAGAGAUGUCGUACGAGUGUUUCUAUGAGGAAAGUCGGGUUGGGACCACCGACAGCCAGAGCAAGCAAGCGAGGGACGAUGAAGCCGUUUCGAGGAAGAUUUCCGUCAAGGUCGACACCAAGGAUUCGAAGACCGACGGGAAGUCAUCUCCGGAGAAGAGGUCCCCCAGCCCUUCGAAGCCGGGCAGUCCCGAGCACAAGAAGAGCAAGCGAACCGAGAGCGAAACCUCAAAGAAGGUCGAGACAGUCAAGUCGGAGUUCCGGUCGAGUCACACCCGGGAGAGUUCUUCAUCGACGUCAUCGGUGAAGUCGUCUCCGACAUCGAGAUCGGGAAGUCCUCUGAAAACGACCGAAACUCAAAAAACUGUGAUUACGUCCUCGAGCGUUUCUUCGCCCACCCCUGCCAAACCGAAAACGAAAGAAACGCCCUCCUCCGUCCAGGGAUCCCGUGAAUCGAGCCCCUCCAAGUCGGGCACCAGCAUCUCCACGCGCGCGGAGUCCAAUCGAGAGCGGGAGUCCAAGACGCGGAGCACCAGUCCCUCGAAGAAGGCCGCGAGCUCGGCGAGCUCUCGACCGACGAGUCUUCCGGACACGACGUCGACCAUCGUCUGCGACAUUCCAUCGAAGGGUUGGAAUUUGAAGGAAGUUCUCCAUCGAGACAUGCUCGACGCUGGCAGCGGUCUUCUGACCCUGCCCGGCACGGACCGGAUGGUCACCCUCGAGGAAACCGUCAAGCUCCAGCUCAUCAAUCCCGAUUCGGCUCAGGUGACCGACACCCGCACCGGGAAGACCUACAACCUGCUCGAGGCUUUCCAGAGAGGUCUUCUGGACUCCACGGGCUCCACGAAGACGAUGGUGAAUAACGUCUCGUUAAAGGAAGCCUUGGAUUCGGAAAUCAUCAGACUGCUCGAGCCGGCCGUGCCCGAAAGCGAACCCAGAAAACAACUUCAUAUCGCCCGACCUGUUCACGAGGAGCUGGGCAGAGCUUUGGAGACGCUGAAACCAUUCACGACACCCACGCCUCUCACUAUCGUGAGGCAUCCCGAAACCGGCCUGGACAUCGAUCUGGGAACAGCUGUCGAAGCGGGCGUCGUAUCGACGAGCGACGUUGUGAUCAGUGAUCUUCGCUCGGGCCAGAGCUUCACUCUUGAACAAGCCGCUAAACAAGGGAUCGUCGACGAAGAUAGUCUCGUGUUCACCGAUCAGCAGACUCAGAAGAAAAUGGGUCUGUCCGACGCUAUCAAGCUCGGGCUUAUCGCGGUUUCGGCUCCCGCGGCUCUGGGUGUCGAAGCGAUUAAGGACAUCUCCCAGUUGAAAAAAGCACGCGAUGAGAGAUUACAACAGACCGUCACUUGCACCGAGCCGGUGCGCGCCACCACCGAAACAACGAAAAUCGUUCGGAAGGCCGAGCUCGUCAUCCGGGACGCGCAGUCCGGACGAGAGAUCCCGGUGGACGAAGCCCUGCAGAUGGGCAUCAUCGAUUCGGGACUCGCGAAGGAGCUGCGGGACUCGGCCAAAACCACCGAGCACACGGUCCACACCACGACCACCGUCCUGGUGACGGACCCGAAAACCGGACAGGCCAUGACGCUCGCAGACGCGCUCGAGAAAGGCGUUCUCACCAAAGACGCCGUCGAGAAACUCCAACGGGGUAACGUCUCCGGGGUUCUGACCUCAGUCCAGACAGCGUUCGUGGGUGAGGACAAGGGCGCGACGGUUUCGUAUCAGGAGUUCAUGACGCGACCGAUGUCGGAAUUGACGAAAACCGCCGGCGAAACAAAACUCACCAUCAAGCCGUCCGAGGCUCUGUCGAAGUCCAUCACGCGCACCGAGGAGUCGAUAACGAUCGGUCGACCACCCGUUCUCCUGCAGCGAAUUCGACGGAUUCUCUAUCCGGCCAACGUGGCGUUCCAACGCGGCUACAUCGAUGCGGCCACGAGGGACGUGCUCGAGGAGGUCGUUCAGAAGAAAGAUCAACUCGGACCGAUGAGCCUAUCAGAAGCUAUUCGCAAAGGACUCGUCCAGGACUCCGAGAUCACGGAUCCUCUGAGCGGUCAGAAGUUCCGGCUGUCAGAGUGUACGGAGAAGAAAAUCGUCGACGACCGCUCCGGUCUGCUGGCGAUUCCCGUGGGAAGACCGCUGGCGCUGGGAGAAGCCCUUCAACAGGGGGUUAUCGACACGAACAAAGACGAGAUAGUCCACCCCGAAACUGGAGCCAACCUUAGUCUUCAGGAGGGAAUACUCUGUGAUAUAGUCGACUAUAACUCAGCUGUGUUGCAUCCGGAUGACUCGAGCAAACAGCUGUCGAUCGACGAGGCCAUCUCUCAAGGCGUUCUUGACAAGGUCACCGGUGAGUUUUCCGGCGCGGGAGGUAACCUACCACUCCACAAGGGUGCCGAGAAGUUCGUUCCGACCAUACUGAGCGAGAAGACCACGCCGAGCACCGCGAAGAAAAUGCCGAAGUUGGCGUUGACGUUCCCGGUGGCGCUGGAGCGCGGUCUGAUCGAUACUCGGAAAAAGGAAUUCACGCAUCCGGCCACCGGCUCGAAGAUGUCGGUCAAGGAAGCCAUUAGGAAAGGUCUCCUGCUCGAUCAACAGAUCGCUGUAGCUGAAGAUAGCUUCGAUGUCGUGCAGGCGCUCGACAGCCAACUCAUCGACUCGACGAUGCUGAGCGUGAAACAUCCGAAAACCGGCUCGACGACCCCGGUGCGAGACGCGAUGGAGUCGGGCUCGUUGCAGCUGAAGCCCGUGCCCGCGAAACCGCUCAUGGAAUCCUCAAGCAAGGUGACGUCAUCGAAAAUCACGGCUAAGGUGACGACGAUCAAGAAAACACUUUCCAUCUCGCCCGGUUACGAAAUGGCGUCGAAAGAUAGCGUGCGCGAACGAGCUACCGGUAGAGUCCACCCACUCGAUGAGGCCAUCGCGCUCGGAUUCGUCAAGGUGGAGGCGGAAAGUAAGGACACCAAGCAGACCCUCUCCGAUGCGGUAGCGUGCGGCGCCGUGGAUUUGGAGAAGGGUGUGUUCACUGACCAACUGACCGGACAGUCCAUGCCACUGCGCGAAGCCCUGGCCAAAGAAGUGCUCGUUCUGGAUCGACAGCCGAAAGGCAGCACGAAAUACGGUCUCCCGGAUCUUUUCGAGUACUACGAUCAGGAGUCGAAACAAUUCCAACUGCCCAACGAACCCCGCCCGCUUAGUCUCGAAGAAGUCACCCGACGAGGCCUUCUGGACGCAACCGCCGUCGUGUACCUGCCGGAGAGCGGGUCGAAGGUCUCCGUCGGAGAGUUCGUCGAGGACCCUGAAAACUUCAAGCUGCUGGAAAAAGGAAAACUGAACGUUGCCGGACGGACAAUCGACGUGCAACAGGCGCUCAAGAAGGGUCUCCUGGCCACGGUUGCGGCACCCGCGGUGGCCGCGUACGAGAUCGCUCGAAGCACUUCGUCGGCCAUCCGAAAAGGAAUACCAACAGAACGGAGCCCAUCGCCAACUAAGGCAUCCACCCACAUGUCGAAGCGGGAAGAAUCAUCGGCUUCGAGCAAGAGUGUCAUUUCCAGCAAGUCAUCCCGUUCCGCGAGCCCAGAAAAACGAGCGCUCUCCGCGCAUGAAGUGACCGAAGUGACAACCGUCGUGAAGAGCGGUUCUCCGAAACACCAGAUAAUCGAAGUCACCCGAACCGUGGGUCCAACGAGUCGCGUACCGCCCAAGGAGGGACAGGGUUCUCCAGUAUCGAGGGCAACCGUUUCGACAACGGUCACGAGCCCCAAGAGAGCGGCGAAGUCGACGGUUCACGAAGUUUCCGAGGAGGAGGUGACCUUCCGGAAAGAUCCGACGCCUCCAGCGGAAAUGACGAAAACCCCGCGGACUCCGAGUCCUCCGAAGUCAACGAGGGAAAGGGUCGCUACGGUUCCCGCGCAGGAACGCUCUCCGAGUCCGAAGAAAACAGGUGAUGUGAAGGUUACAUCCUCAACGACUUCUUCCUCGUCCUCAUCUGAAGUUCAGAAAUCUUCGGCUUCGACAGCGGUAGAAAGCGGCAGUGUCAUGCGCUCAAGAUCAUCGUCACCGGUGAAGAAAGAGUUCAGCUCAAGGACGGUGGAGAUCUCCCACGAAUCGUAUAGCUCAGUUUUGCCAUCGAAAUCUGAAACUUCCAAGAAAUCCUCAUCGUCUUCGGUGAGCAGCUCAUCGCGUAGCGAACAGAAAUCCACGAGCAGAUCGAGCUCGCCGAAGAAGUCCUUUGCCGAAGUGCGCGAACAGAAGUCGGAAGUGGUCGGUGAGACUUCGGUGAAAUCAUCUGAGGAGGUUCAGAGCAGCUCAUCUUAUUCGGAGGUCAGCUCCUCGCGGAGCCGGUCGUCUUCGCCUUCGAAACGAGUCACUUACGAGGAGCACGUCACAGAAAUCGAAACGACGAUUCCUUCCGUGCCCAAGACCUCUUCGGAGUCCAAGACCCAACGAAAAUCUAGUUCUUCGUCUUCGGUUUCGCCUCUGAGGAAGCAAUCUUCGGAGAGGAAGAGCGAGGCCACGUCCGAUGUGUCGAGUCGAUCGUCUUCGAGAGUGGUCAGCGAGGAACGCUUUUCAGAAGUCGUUUCCCAACGCUCGACUUCGCCAUCGAAACGAGCGCCGGAGCAGAAGCCCUCACCUACGAGGCAGGUCGAGCUUGAAGAACGCACGGAAACGAAGACGAGAUCCCCCUCCCCCACCAAGAGGGUUGUCAAGUCGCAAGUCUCCGAAACGAGAACUUCAGAGAUCACUGGAUCGCGCUCGCCGCCGGAAGAGCAGGCAACAGAAAUACGUUCGAAAGAAACCUUCUCGGCCACGAGCAGUCGAUCGGCUUCGCCUCUGAAGCGAACGGCGGAAGAGAAAGUUGAGACGGUCACGUCGAAGACGUCCCCUUCUAGGAAAUCGGUCGAUCGCGAGAGCGUUUUCGAGAGGCUCAGCAAGAGCUCUGAGAAACAAGCCCCCGCCACCAAGAAGCUCCACUCAGUCGUCGAAAGCUCAAAGUCCUCGUUCUCGGAGUCCAAGACGUCUUCCAGCCGGUCCGAGUCGCCUUCAAAGCGAGUCGUCGAGGAGAAAUCGUUCGAGUCGGUUCUUGAAACGAAACAACGUUCUCCGUCGCCUUCGAAACGGUCCACUGAGCGAUCUUCGUCCUACGCGAGGAGUUCCGCUCAGGAGACGUCGAGCUCGACUUACGUAUCAGAAGUGCGUCAAUCGUCAUCAUCGAGCUCCAAAACCAGCAGCCGGUCGGUUUCGCCGUCGAAAGCAAUCAGCGAGAUAACGAGCAGCACGGUCGAGACUUCGUCGAGAACUUCGUCUCCUUCGAGGACGAAGGUGAAGGUCAAGGAGAGCUCUCGGCAAAGUUCGCCUCUGAGGCAGGUGGCGCUUGCCAGCGCGAGUGAACUCGACAGUCCCGAAUGGCAGAAUGUCAGGGAAUCCUCGAGCUUUACCGACACCGAAGUCGUUGUCAAGCAGAUGUUCACCGAAUACGAAAAACAUUUCGAAGGAGAAAUGGUCGUCGGUUCGAAAACGAGCGUUGAUAAGAUCAUCGCCAGCGAUGUGCUGGCCGCCAAGCACUUCAUGGUGCACAUCCCCUCGACGGGCGUCACGAUGAAACUGGAGGACGCUCUAAUGCUCAACAAGGUCUCAAGCAAGAGCAAAAUUCUGGUACGCUCUCUCAACGAACUGGUGCUCAUCGAAGAGGACGAGGAGUCCGCGGACAACGCGUACCGGUCCGCCCUGAUGGAGCAGGAAAGUCGGCUGGAGUCCUCUUCGAAACUCAAACGCGAAUUCUACGAUUCCCAUAAGCAUAUUUUCGUGAAAGCAGGCGGCAGCCAGCAGAUUAAUUUCGAACAGUUCGUCGAAACGUCCAAUCUCAACAACAUCCGCGUGAAAGACAUGAAGUCGAACGAGUUUGUGAGUCUUCGCGAGGCUUUCGACAGAGGUAUAAUCGAUCGAGCUACCGGUGAGUUUUUCGAUCACUCAUCCGGAGCGUCGAUGUCGUUUUUCGAUGCGGCAGAUCUGUCGUUCGUCACAUGGUCCACCGCUAGCAGCGAACAGCGUUCGAGUACGCAGGGGGUAACCUCGGAAUUCCAGUCUCUCUCAGAAGCCAUCCGAGGGUUGUCGUUUGACCAGGAAAAGGCUGCCAUGCAAGAGAGGUACCGUGUCGCAGACGAGUCACUCACCAACCUCGCUUCGUGGCUUAGCGAAGUUGAGACCAGAAUCGCGAGCCUCGGAGCGCUCCACGAAGAGGUCAACCGACUCUCGCACCAACAGGCAGUAGCCAAGACUGUCAAGGAAGAGCUCGAAAUCAAUCGCAAGGUCGUCAACCAGACCUUGGAUCAGGUCCGUCAGAUUUCGAAGGAGGGCUCCGACAUGCUGUCUAGCUCGGAGAUUUCCAACCUCCAGCGAUCGGCUGAGACGGUGAAAUCCCGCUACGACAGCUGCAACAUCAACGCCGAUAAACUCCUGCGCAGGAUCGACACCGCGCUAGAGGAGCUCCAGAAAUUCUCGAGCGAGACGAGGACCUUUGUCGAGUGGCUGAAAUCCGCACAACGUACUCUCCUCGAAUUCGAGAAAUACUUGGCGAACGUGAGCAAUCUCAAGGACAACAUGGACCAGUUCAAGCAGUUCUCCACCGACGUGAUAUCUCAUCAGGCCGAUCUGCGUUUCCUCACGAUGGCUGCCCAGAAGUUUAUGGACGAGUCCAAAACUUAUCUGCGGCAGCUGAACGAGAUCCGUACCGCGCAUCCCGACCGUCUGGGUCACAUCGAGGCGCACGAGAGCGAAGUCAAGAGCCAGGUGAACGAAAUCACCAGCGAAUACCAGACCCUGCUGAACCGGGUCAACAAGCUCAGCGAGCAACUCGGCGGUCUCGGCGAACGUAAACGGAACUACCGCGAAGCCGUGGAGAAGGCUACGGUGUGGCUCAACGAUGCCCAGAAACAAGCCAAGAAGCUACUCGAGGAGCCGACAGGCGCCGAACCUCGUCAGAUUCAGGAUCAGUUGGACCGUGUCAGAGCUUUCAACAUGGACAUCAUCCAACAAGGCCGAUUGAUCGACAACGCCCGUCACGCCGGUGAAGCCCUCAUCGACAUGCUCCCCGCCGGAUCUAGCGAGAAAGUACAGAUCCAGGACACGAUCAAGAACCUCCAGGACGUCUACCAGCAGAUGGUCACUCUGAUCAGCGACAAAACCAACGAGCUGCAGAUGGCGCUCGUGCACUCGCAGGACAUCGAAGACGGCCUCAAUCGUCUCCUCAAGUGGAUGGACGACGUCGAGUCUCAGAUCAAGAUCCAGUCCCGACCUGCAUCUCUAAUCCGAGAACGACUCGACGAGCAGAUCCACGAGCACCGCGUGCUCACGCAGGAGAUCGAGAGCCAACGGUCCGUACUCGAGGCCAUGACCAAAACCGCUCAGCAGGCGAGACUCGCGAAGAAGGUUGAGCAGAAAUUGCGCGAUAUGCACUCUCGCUACGAGAAAGUGCUCGACAAACUCCGCAAGAAUGGUCAAGUUCUUGACGAAGUCUCUCACCAGCUGGAUCAAUUCAACAGCCAAUGCGGACGCUUCGAGGACUGGCUCUCGCAGCUGGUCGACGCCAUCGAAGAGGCCGGAGCCGCGCGUUCUGCUGAAGAGGUUCAAGCCCGACUGGAGGAUGUCAUUCGAAGGAAGAAUCAGAAGAAGGGAGAUUUCGAGGAUGUCAUGAGGGCCGGAAGGGAACUCACCGGUCGACGAGACGUCACCGAUACCUCGAUCAUAAAGGAUCGCCUCCGUCAACUCGAGCAGCUUUGGAAGGAGAUGGACAUUCGUCUCACCGAGCAGGAGAGAGCCAACCGCCAGAGGAUGGAACAACUCAACGCCUACGAAACACUUCGAGUCAAAGUGUUCGAGUGGCUUGCCUCGAUGGAAGCCAAAAUCGACCGACUCGAGCCAGUUUCGCUCGACAAGGACGCCAUCAGGAGACAGGCUAUGGAGAUCAAGCCUUUGGUCAAGGAACACGCUGACUACAGACCAACGAUCGAUAAGGUGAAUGAGUUGGGCCGAAUCUACGAAUCGCUCAUCUCCGAAGAGAGGGCCGGUAGCCGAAUGUCGCUAAAGAGCAGCCCCACAAGGAGUGAGUACAACAACGGGGGUCACCAGAAUGGCCACAGCAAUGGCCAUCACGGUCCCCAGAGUGACGCUACUUCGGACGAUACUGUCGACGCUGCCUCGAUCGCGCUAACAAACCCCAAGCACUCCGCUAAGCAAGCAGUGCACGCCAGUUUAAACAAAGCAGAUGUCAGUCCAGUUCAACAGCAACUCAGCGAGAUCAACCAUCGCUACCAGAUCAUCGGAGUGAAACUCUCUGACAGGCAGAGAGACCUCGAUGGCCUCGCCGAUGAAGUGAAGCGACAUCACGACACCAUCAAGUCGUUGUUGACUUUCGUUCAGACCAAGGAACGCCAAAUGCCGAAGGAGGUCUCACCUGCUUCUAAAGAGCUCGCCGACAAACAAUACGCAUCCCUGAAAGAGAUCCAAGCCGAUCUCGCCGACCGUCAGAACGAAAUGGACAGGGUCAAGAUCGAAGUCACCGACUUGCUCCGCAGGAAACCGAAUGCCAUCGGAGCCGACAGCCUCCAACAAUCCCUUCAGGAGCUCGUUCAGAAAUGGUCGGCUCUUCAGGCUCUCAUCCGAGACCAGAUGUCUCUUCUGAACGAUUUCAGAGACUUCCAAGACACGCACAGACUGCUCGACAACUGGCUCAGCCAGAAGGACAAGAUGUUCCAAGUGCUCGGUCCUAUCGCUCACGAGCCGCGCAUGAUCACGGCCCAGAUGCAGCAAGUCCACGUCAUGCGAGAUGAAUUCACCUCCCAGGAACCUCUCCUGCGCAGGAUGAACCAGUCGGGCAAUGAGAUCUGCUCGAAACUCGGACCUUCCAAUCCUGCUGCAAGAAAGGUCAAGGACGGCAUGGAAGACAUCCGCAAACGAUGGGACGAACUGCUCGGUCGUCUCCAGGAUCGCGAACGGAACUUGGACGCCGCGACCGGUGCCACGCAAGAGUUCCACAACGCCAUCAACAAGCUCCAGGACGCUCUCCAGAACAUCAGCGACAAUUUCGACCGAUUGGCCGACGACGCCGACAUCCAGGAACAGCUGAGGCGGUUAACGGGUCUCGAGGACGACCUGGAACGCCAGAGACCUCUGUUGGCCGAAGUCGAAAGCAUGUGCGACCAUCUCUGCGACAUUCUCAGCGAUCCGGCCUCGAAGAGCGAGAUCAAGAGCAAGUACGCGGCGGCCGACCGUCUGUACAACAACCUCAACAGGAAGAUGAGCAACCGUCGUGCCGAGCUGGAGAAUUCUCUGAAAGAGGACCGGGACUUCCUGCAGACCGUCAAGGACGUCCAGGACUGGUUCGACGAGAUCGACCACAAACUCUCGUCCGAUUUCAGAAUCUCAGCCGACGAGCACAUUCUGCGCCAGCAGAUCGAGCGCUACGAGCCGGUUUACCGCGAAGUUCUCGACAAGGAACACGAGGUGCACAUUCUCCUUUCCAAGGGUAACGAGAUCAUCCAGAAAAUGGGCAGGAACAAACCCGAAGCCCAACAGGUUCGGGCCAAGAUGGACAGCAUGAAAAAGAGCUGGGAGAAGAUCAAGCGUGAGUGCACAGAACGUCACACACGUCUCCAGACCGCCAUGGAAAACUGCAAGCGAUUCUAUUCGGCUCUCAACAAGUUCGGACCGUGGCUCCAGGGCACCGAGGCCAGGUUCAACGAGCUCAAGGCCCCGUCCUAUCUGAAAUCCGAGCUUGAUAAGCAAAUGCGCGAGAUCCAGACUUUCAAAAACGAAAUGUCCAGGCACGCUAUCGACUUCGAUAACGUCCGUUCGACCGGGGACAGUUUCCUCGCGUGUACCGAUGUCGACAAGGAGAAGGUUCGUGAGGAGCUCGACAACCUCCAACGUCGCUGGGAGAUCCUCAGCCAGGCCAUCAUGAACCGAGCUCAGGAUCUCGACGAGAUCGCCGCUCGCAUCGGCGAAUUCAACGACAAGGCCCGCGACGUCGCUCACACCCUGCAGAGAAUGGAGGAUCGCGCCGCGUCCCACGACGACGGAGCGAGGGACGCUCGCACCCUCGAGAAGAUAAAGGCUUUGCUCCGCGAAGCCCACGAAUUCCACAAGGAUCUUGACCGUCUACGUGCAUACGGUGAUUCCCUGGUGAACGCUGCGCCCAUCGGGUGCGACACGCGCCCGAUCUCUGACGCCAUGGACGAGCUGGAGCGCCGACACCGAGAGCUGACCAACAAGCUCGAGGACAAGUGCCACGAACUCGACGCGGCCGCUGGAGUUCUUGCGCAGUUCAACAACAGGCUCAAGAGCAUCCAGACGAACUUCGGUCAUCUCGAGGACGAGUACAACGAGUUCGCGCCGAUCGGUCGCGAUCUCCGCACGCUCAACGUUCAGAAGUCAGAGAUCAGGUCGUUCAAAGACAAACUGCACAGAGCCGCCGAAGAACUCGAACAAGCGGAACGCGAAGCCCGCGAAAUCGUCGCCCAGGGAUACACCCAAGACGCAAAGGGUCUAAGAACCCAGUUGGACAAUCUCAGGAAACAGCUGCUUCGUCUGACGGAAAAGGCCAACAAGCGCGAGGCCGGCAUCGAUGCCAUGAUCGAGAAACUGCAGAAGUUCUACGACGAUCUGGGAGACGUUUCGCGCAGCCUCAACGAGGCGGCGACCGAAGAACGAAACUUCCGACCCGUGGCUGCCGAUGUCGAGACGAUCCGUCAACAGCAGGAGGAGUUCAAACACUUCCGCCGAAAUUUCGUCGAACCUCUGGGUAAAGCAAUCGAGGAAAUGAACCGACAGGGCCAGGGUCUGAUCCAGUCCGCGCCGGCCGGAGUCAACACCGCUCAGCUCGAGAACGACAUCGAGAAGCUCAACAGCGAAUGGAAUCAACUCAAGGAGAAGGUCAACGAGAGAGAAAGAACUCUGGACGCUGCUCUCCUGCAUUCCGGGAAGUUCCAGGAAGCGCUCGCCAGUGUCGAAAAAUGGCUCCAGGAGACCGAGGAGAUGGUCGCCAAUCAGAAGCCGCCGUCGGCCGAUUACAAGGUCGUCAAGGCUCAGCUUCAGGAGCAGAAAUUCCUCAUUCGACUCAUUCAGGACCGACAGAGCAACAUCGUCUCGCUCAUGCGCAUGGGUGAGGACGUCAUGAAGAACGUUGCGCCGGCUGAGCGUGCGAAUAUCCAACACACGCUAGAGGAUAUUCGAGAACGUUACGAUAAACUCCAGUCCGGUGCGAAACAAAGAAUGGACGAUUUGGAGAGGGCCCUUCCCGUGGCCAAGGCGUUCCAGGACAAGAUGGCGCCUCUGGUCGACUGGCUCGAUCACGCCGAGAAGAAGUUGUCCGCCAUGCAGACCAUCCCGACGGACGCCAACCGCGCGGCCCAGAGAGCACAGGACCAUAAGAACUUGCACCGGGACAUUCUCGAUCACAAGAGAGACUUCGAAGAGCUCACGGAGAUUGCCCAAACCCUCAUGGGUCUGGUCGGAGACGAAGAAGCCCAGACGGUGGUGGACAGUCUCCGAGAACUCACGGAUCGUUACGCACGACUCGUCGAGGAAUCCGAAAGGCUGGAGGACAUGCUCCAGAACGUCAAGGAAGGUAUCAAAGUGUUCUCGGAGAACUACGAAGAUCUGCUCACGUGGAUGAGCGAGAUGGAACGUCGACUCCAACGCUACCAGAUUCUGAGCGUCUAUCCGGAGAAGCUGCAGCAGCAACUCGAAGAGCUUACUGAGCUUGGUGAGGAUAUCGCCGACCACCAACGGCAAGUCGAUGAAGUCGUUUCGGCCGGCCAGAGUCUGAUGCGAUACGCCACCGGGGACGACGCCUUCAACUUGAAGGAUCGUCUCGACAACCUCCAGGCGCGCUACAACGAUCUGGCCAGCAAGGCCGCCGAGCGAGUCCGUCAAGCUCAGGAGGCUCUGCCGCUCGCGCAGAACUUCCAUCAGAACCACGAGAAGGUUUCCGGCUGGAUCGACGAGGCCGAUGCCGUUCUGAAGUCGAUCGAGAACGCCGGCCUUAACGCCCAAGAGACCGCCAUCCACCGUCUCGAGCAGGACAUUCCCCAAGUGCGAAACAUUCUCGAGGUGGUCAACCACCUCGGACCGCAGCUGUGCCAACUCUCGCCCGGCGAGGGAGCGAACGCCAUCGAAUCGAUGAUGACUCGGCUCAACCGACGAUUCGACGCCAUCUGCGAGCAGAUCCAACGCAAGGCCGAACGUAUCGAGCUGUCGAAACAACGGAACAGCGAAGUGAUCGGCGAUCUCGACGAGCUCAACGACUGGUUCCGAGAUCUCGAGAAGCAGCUCCAGCACGCGGAACCGAUCGUCCCCGACAGGGAUGCGCUCCGAGCGAUGCUCAAGGAGCACAAGGUCAUCUGCGAGGAGGUCAGCAGCCAGAAAGGUCGCGUGAGGGAUCUUCUGGCGGCCGCCAAAAAGGUCAUGCGCGAAUCGACGGGCGAAGACCAAUCCCUGAUCCGAGACAAGGCCGAGAACCUCAAGGACAUCUCAAACCGCGUCUCGCAGCUCUGCGCCGACCGCCUCAGCGCACUGGAGCAGGCCCUGCCGCUCGCCGAGCACUUCUUCGACACCCACGAGGAACUGGUGCAAUGGCUCGAGGUGAUGGAGACCGAGGCGGAGUUGCUCGGAGCUCCCGCCCUCAACCCGGCCCAGAUCAAGAAGCAGCAGGACAAGAACAAGGCGCUGCUCCAAUCGAUGAACGACCACAAGCCCCUUCUGGACAAGCUGAACAAGACCGGCGCGGCCCUCAUCAAACUCGUGCCGAUGGAGGAAGGCCGCACGGUGCAGUACAUCAUGAACCAGGACAACCAGCGCUACAACGACCUCCGCAACCUGCUCAAAACUCAACAGCAGGCCCUUGAAGAAGCGAUGCAAUCGACGGCCCAGUUCGCCGACAAACUCGAUGGCAUGUUGAACGCACUCGCGAACACUGCCGACCAGUUGAACAACGCUGAACCGAUUUCCGCCCACGUCGAGAAGAUCCAGGAGCAGAUUUCCGACAACAACGCCAUCGUCGACGACCUCGAAAAGAAAUCCUCCGCUCUCGACGCGGUGCGCAAGGCGGCCAAGGACGUAAUCUCGAAGGCCGACGGGGACGAGCCCGCAGUUCGCGACAUCAAAAAGAAACUCUCCAAGCUCAACGAUCUCUGGGACGAGAUCCAGGGACUGGCGAGCAAGCGCGGCCGUUCGCUGAACGACGCGCUCGCGGCGGCUGAACGCUUCUGGGACGAGCUGAACGCCGUCAUGCGAGCCCUGAAAGAACUGCAGGACAACAUCAACGCCCAAGAGCCGCCGGGAGUCGAGCCCAGCGCUAUUCAACAGCAGCAGGACGUGCUCCAGGAAAUCCGCGAGGAAAUGGACAACACCAAGCCCGAAGUGGAUCAAUGCAAGCAGGCCGGCACCGACCUGAUGAGGUUAUGCGGCGAGCCAGAUAAGCCCGAAGUGAAGAAACACAUCGAAGACCUAGACCAAGCCUGGCAGAACGUGAUGACCCUCUACGCGAAACGUGAACAGAGUCUCGCGGACGCACUUUCGAAAGCGAUGGGUUUCCACAACACCCUCCAAGAUUUGCUCGAGUUCCUCGACUCGGCCGAGGACAGAUUCAGCAAAUUGGGUCCGAUCGCUUCUGAAAUCGGCACUGUAAAGCACCAAAUUGCCGAUCUCAAGGACUUCAAGGCCAUUGUGGAUCCGCACAUGGUCCAGGUGGAGGCCCUGAAUCGGCAAGCCAAAGAACUCACCGAACGCACCACACCCGACCAGGCUCGGCCUAUACGUGAGGCCCUCAAAGAGAUCAACAAACGAUGGGCCGCUCUCAACAAAGGCAUAGUGGAUCGCCAGAAAGAGCUCGAGAACGCUCUUCUAAGGCUGGGACAAUUCCAGCACGCCCUAAACGAGCUUCUCACAUGGAUCAGCAAGACCGACCGACAGCUGGACGACGUAAAAAUCGUCGUCGGAGACCCUCAGGUCAUCGAGGUCGAGCUGGCCAAGCACAAGGUGCUCAUGAACGACAUCCAGGCCCACCAGUCGACCGUCGACUCGAUCAACAAGGCGGGCCACCAGCUCAUCGAGCUGGACCGCAGCAGCCGGGACGCCGGCGAAACGCAAUCGAAACUCGCCAACCUCAACGCUAGGUGGCAGUCGCUUCAGGAUAAAGCCAACGAUAAGCAGAGGCAGUUGGAGGCCGCUUUACGCGAAGCACAGCUGUUUAGCCAGGAGAUCCAGGAUCUCCUCAUGUGGUUGAGCGACGUCGAUCAGCAGCUGGCCUCAUCGAAACCGGUGGGCGGGCUGCCCGAGACCGCGCGCGAACAACUCAACCGAUUCAUGGAGCUCUACAACGAAAUCGACGGCAACCGACACAAGGUCGAGAACACGCUGUCGCAAGGACAGGAUUUCAUCCGUCGGUCGGACGGCUCCGCCACCAACUUGCAGCAUAGCCUGAAAACGCUGAAAUCUAGAUGGGACUCCGUGCUCCAGAAAGCCAACGACAGAAAGAUCAAAUUGGAGAUCGCUCUCAGAGAAGCGACCGAGUUCCACGAGGCGCUCCAACAGUUUGUCGACUGGCUCACCGACAGCGAGAAGUACCUCAGCAAUCUGAAGCCCGUUUCGCGGCUCUUGCCUAGCGUACUGGAACAGAUCGAGGAACACAAGAACUUCCAGAAGGACGUUUCGGCCCACCGCGAGGUGAUGCUCAACCUCGACAAGAAGGGCACCCAUCUGAAAUACUUCAGCCAGAAGCAGGACGUCAUCCUCAUCAAGAACCUUCUGGUCAGCGUUCAACACCGCUGGGAACGCGUCGUGUCGAAGGCGGCCGAGCGCACGCGCGCUCUCGAUCACGGCUACAAAGAGGCCAAGGAGUUCCACGACUCCUACGAGGCCCUCGACAAGUGGCUUGGCGAGGCCGAGCAGACGAUCGAGGACCUCGCAAACGUCGGGAACGACCCGGAGAGAAUCAAGCGAACGCUUUCCAAACACAAAGAAUUCCAACGCGCUCUCGCCGGAAAGCAGGCCACCUACGACGCCACAAUGCGAUCGGGCCGACUCCUCAAGGACAAGGCCCCGAAGCAGGACGUUCCCACCCUCCAGAAAAUGCUCGACGACCUCAAGGAGAAAUGGAACCGCGUCUGCGCCAAGGCCGUCGACAAACAGCGCAAGCUCGAAGAGGCUCUUCUGUUCUCCGGACAGUUCAAGGACGCCGUUCAAGCGCUCAUCGACUGGCUGGACAAAUCCGUUCCGACUCUCGACCCGAACGAGAAGGUCCACGGCGACCUCGACACGGUCAACAAUCUCAUCGAGCAGCACAAGCAGUUCCAGGCUGAUCUCAAGAAUCGACAAGCCAACCUCGAAUCGGUUCGAAAGACCUCACGGGAAUUGCUCCGAACUGCAUCGGCUGAAGACGCUGCCAACAUCCGCCACCAGAUGUCCGACCUCGAGUCGAAAUGGGAGAACGUCAUGGGACUCUCGAACCAGAAACAACGUCGCCUCGACGACGCCUUACGUCAGGCGGAGCAGCUGCACAAGUCCGUGCACAUGCUUCUGGAAUGGCUUAGCGACGCAGAGAUGAAGCUCCGCUUCGCCGGACCCCUGCCGGACGACGAAGCCACCUGCAGGCAACAGAUAGCUGAACACCCGCUCAUGAAGGAGAUGGAGCAGCAGGAGCACAACAAGGAGAAAACGAUCGCGCUCGCGCACGAGAUUCUCCAGAAGUGCCAUCCAGAUGCCGUCAGCGUCAUCCGUCACUGGAUUACGAUCAUCCAAUCACGUUGGGACGAGGUAUCGCAGUGGGCUCGGCAACGCCUACAGAAGCUCGAGGACCAUCUUCGCGGUCUGCGUGAUAUCCUCGACCUUCUGGAUGAACUCAUGAGAUGGCUAUUGGGAGCCGAAGCGACCCUCACAGCGCUCGAAGCUCAACCGUUGCCGGACGAUAUCCCGACGACCGAGCAGCUCAUCGACGAUCACAAGAUCUUCAUGGACGACAUGUCCCGAAAACAACCGGACGUCGACAGAAUCGCCAAGGCUUUCACCACCAAGACGACUCCGCAGACCGCCGCCGCCAAGACGGCCGCCGGCAGGAGCUCGCGAAGUGGACCUGCAGGACGCUCGGGAACUCCCGGAAGAGCCGGAACUCCCACGAAAGGAGCUCCCGAUGCUCCCGGGACGAUCACCAACCCCCGUGCCCGUGAGCUCAUGGACAAAUGGCAAUCCGUUUGGCUGAUGGCUCUCGAAAGACAGAAGCGUUUGCAGGAUCACCUGAAGUAUCUGAGAGAACUCGAAGGUAUCAGGAACUUCGACUUUGACGAAUGGAGACGCAGGUUCCUCGGUUGGCUCAAUUCCAAGAAGAUGCGCGCCAUGGACGCCUUCAGGAAGAUUGACAGGGAUAAUGACGGCAAGGUCACCAAGCAAGACUUUAUCGAUGGCAUUAUCGACUCAAGAUUCCCCACCACUCGGCUGGAGAUGGAGCGCGUGGCCGACAUUUUCGACAGGAACGGCGACGGUUACGUAGAUCACAAAGAGUACAUCGACACACUCAGACCGGACCGUGAUAACCGACCACUUACGGAAGCCGAAAAGAUUCAGGACGAAGUCCAACGUCAAGUGGCCAAAUGUACCUGCGUCCACCGCUUCAAAGUCUUCCAAGUUGGAGAAGGCAAAUACAGAUUCGGAGAAUCUCAGAAACUUCGCCUGGUGCGUAUUCUUCGUUCCACCGUCAUGGUGCGAGUCGGAGGAGGUUGGGUCGCUCUCGAUGAAUUCCUCGUGAAGAACGAUCCUUGCAGAGCUAAGGGCCGCACCAAUGUGGAGCUGAGAGAACAGUUCAUUCUGGCUGACGGCGUCAGUCAAUCUAUGGCUGCAUUUAAGAGCAAAGGUCCCGGUGCCUCAUCGUUCGGAAAAGGACCCGGUGGUCUUCCGACUCAAGGUCCGAUCACUAAGGUUCGUGAAAAGACCGAGAAAAGCAUCCCGUUCAGCACCCAGCGAAAACUCGCGGCAGAAAGCGAGUCCGAGAGGUCAACUCCUCUUGGAUCUAGACCGAGAACUUCACAAUCGCGUUUGACGCCAAGCCUUGGCGGCAGUCGUCCUUCGUCGCGCCCUGCCAGCAGGGCCAACAGUGACCUGUCUACCGAGAGCCUGGAAGGAUUCAGACGCCGUACGCCCAGCGCCUCUUCGGGAACCCGCAUCCCGACACGUAGAACACCUUCGAUGACUCGGCAGAAGAGUGAUCUGCAAGCUCGCGAAAAAGGGUGGCGUUAA